CUGAUUCUCGUCCAGAAUCCGCCGACCGUCUUCGUGUUGUGGUUGCUGCUAAUUCAUAAAUUGCUAUACCGUUCCAAGUUGGUGGUCGACUGCCACAACUACGGAUACACUAUUGCGGCUUGUAGCGGAUGGGCAUUGUGGGCGGUGCGUCUCUUGGAGUUUUUAGAAAUUGGCGGCAUGAAGUGGUGUGAUAGUAUCUUAACCGUGAGCGAGGCGAUGUCCGGAGACUUGCAUGGUCGUGUUGGUUUCGCAAUGCCCAUUAGUUGCUGUUACGAUAGGCCUGUCGCUGACAAUAUAGCCAAGGUCAGUCGCGAGCGGGCUCGAGAGGUGCUUCUCCGGUAUGUGACGAAUCACCCUGCGACUAAGGCAAGCGGGAUAUGUCAUAACUUGGAGGGCGUCACAUGGCUGGCCGCCGCCGCAGUCGCGUUUAGAGAAAAUGUGCACAUCGUGGUUUGUUCUACGUCGUACACGCCGGACGAGUCCAUUGACUGGGUGGUGGAGGCGUCCAGCGAAGCGGCGGAGGCCGGUCGCCGGGUACUGUUGGUGAUUACGGGAAAAGGUGCUGGCCGCGGCCCGAUUGAACAGCUGAGCUCACGGCUCACGACUCUCAACCCGUACUUGAGUGUGGCGCAGCUGUUUGUGGACUACGCCGACUACCACUCGGUGCUGCGUGCGGCUGACCUCGGUGUUUCCUCCCACCGCUCUUCCUCCGGCCUGGAUCUGCCUAUGAAAGUUGUCGACAUGUUCACUGCCGGCAUCCCCGUCCUGUCCUACUACUACCCCACCGUGGGCGAGCAAAUAGACUUCAAGCACACUUACCAAACGAAAAGAGAACUUGUACAACUACUGAAGCAACGUCUUGACGCUCGCACUCUUGACACCGCUCACACUCUUGACGCCGCUCACCCUUCGACGGCCCGCGACACGCGUACAUGGGAAGAAGAAUGGCGGGCCAAGGUGCACUGUGUGUUCGAUGAACUGCUCAGUUAA
Molecule: messenger RNA, 990 nt
Organism: Gregarina niphandrodes
Lineage: Eukaryota; Apicomplexa; Conoidasida; Eugregarinorida; Gregarinidae
Product: putative glycosyltransferase
Exons: 1
Cellular component (GO): endoplasmic reticulum
Molecular function (GO): mannosyltransferase activity
Source: RefSeq, a predicted model, not a curated record